Molecule: messenger RNA, 1560 nt
Organism: Erpetoichthys calabaricus (reedfish)
Lineage: Eukaryota; Metazoa; Chordata; Cladistia; Polypteriformes; Polypteridae
Gene: ndr2
Product: nodal-related 2
Exons: 3
Coding region: 384-1559 (391 amino acids)
Biological process (GO): SMAD protein signal transduction; BMP signaling pathway
Cellular component (GO): extracellular region
Molecular function (GO): cytokine activity; growth factor activity; type I activin receptor binding
Source: RefSeq, a predicted model, not a curated record
CUGACAAGCAAUAGGUGUAUUGGAAAACAUCUGUAAAUACACAGCUGAUACAACUAAACAUAAACAAACCUAUCUGCUUAAUCUGUUAAUUUCAGGGGUAGGUUACUCUGUUUUGGUUUGUAAUUUAUCGGAUAUUAUUGAGAUAACCUUUGUAAAUACGUGUCUGAGCCUUGUAAAUCGACCGAACGGUUAUCUGCAAGAAGCUUCAUUACCAACAUAAUAGGCUUUGACAGGUCGAUGACCAUACAGGACGCAUGCCAAGCUGCUUAAAGGUCCAAUCCUGUUUGCUCAAUAUGCAUUAAGGGGUGGGUGAACUGGUAUAAAAGCCACCCUGACCUCUCCAGAGCCAUGGGAAACUGUCAUACACCUAAAGCUGUCGGAAAAUGCAUGUGCUCGGAUUACUGUUCGCCUUUUUGUCAACUCUGUGGACUGUAUAUGGGACACACCAAACUGAAGACGGAUACUCACAGUCAUCCUCGCGGACGUCCUUGUCUAAGCGGUCACCUGUAAACCAUUUGCCUCCUUAUAUGAUGCAUCUUUAUAGGAGCUUUAAAUCGACAAGCCCGUCGGGGACUUUCAAAUCUGACCUUAAACCAGCAGCGAAAGUGGCCGAUACCGUCAGAAGUAUAAUUGCGAAAAGUUUUGAGCGAGAGGGUAGCCGCUGGAUAGCAACAUUUGACUUGUCUUCGUUGCCCACUGAUGAGGAGCUCCAAAUUGCAGAGUUUAGAGUUAGGGUACCCAGAUUCACAACUGCUGCAGACUUUACAGUGGAAAUCCACCACCAACACGAACACUCCUGUAAGAAAAAUCACACUUGCCAAAACCAGCAACAAAUUUGUUUCUUCUCUGCCUCUUCAGCAAUUAAUUCAUCCACAAGCUGGAAAGUGUACAAUAUUACGGAUCUAUUUAUAAGUUGGUUUACCCUUGGACACCCGAACACCCCGGAGCAACAGAAUGUAAAAAAAGACAGGUAUGUCCAAAGGAAUUCCCAACAGCCAUCCCAAAAUCGUCCAUUACCAGAAAGUCUUCAGGGUGCCCAUGCUAUAAACGACAGAGUCCUGCUUGUGAUAUUUUCUAAGGUUAAACCAAAAGAAGGUCCGUUGGCUACUUCCAGCCUUCUCCGGACAGCUGAACAGUCCAAAUUCGUGCUUCCCGCAGAAGAUGAGGAAAUCAGACUACCAAAAAGGCACAAACGCAACAGGAAGCAAAGAGACCCUCCUAGGAAAAUACAGGGGAAAACCAUCAGCAAACCAUGUCACAAAGAGGACUUGCAUGUAGAUUUUAAUCAGAUUGGAUGGGGCUCCUGGAUUGUAUUUCCCAAAAAAUACAAUGCUUACCGGUGUGAGGGAGAGUGCCCUUCUCCCGUUGGAGAGGAUUUUAAUCCCACAAAUCACGCAUAUAUGCAGAGUCUGCUCAAACAUUAUCAUCCGGACAAAGUACCUUCUCCAUGCUGUGUUCCUACCAAAAUGAGCCCAUUAAGCAUGCUCUACUAUGAAAAUGGUGAAGUAAUGCUUCGACACCAUGAGGACAUGAUAGUAGAGGAAUGUGGCUGCCACUAAG